AUGGAGAAGAAAAAAGAUAAGGAAGCCAAAGAGUUUGAAACUGUAGAGAUAAAACCAAAAGAAGUAAAACUAAAGGAGAAGCCCAAAGUUGACACAAAACCUCUUAAACUGAAACAAAAGAAGCCCAAAGAAGAAGAGCCGGUAAAGAAGCUGCUCAGAAAAGAUGUAAAAGAACUGCCCACAGAAAAGAAAAAGGUCAUCAAACCUAAAGAUGAGAGGGAAGUGAAAAAACCUCCCAAAGGAAAGGAAGAGGCGAAGAAACCAAUUCACGCAGAGGUCAAAGCAACAAAACCACCUAAGAAGGAAAAAGAUCUCAAGAAGAUUUCCAAAGAAAGGAAGAGGGUGAUGAAACCAGUGACAGAAGAGGAAGUCAAGAAACCUCCCAAAGAAGAAAAAGAAAUCAAGAAAACACCUAAAAAAGAGAAAGAAGUAAUUAAAGCUACCAGAGAAGUUAAAGAGGAAAAGGAACCAAUAAGACAAAUAAAGGAACUCAAGAAACCACCCAAAGAAGAGAAAAAGGUCAGAAUACUAGCAAAAAUAGAGACAGAAGUAACCCAACCUCCUAAAGAUGAGAAGAAACCACCUACAGUAAAGACAGAACUUAAGAAACUUCCUAAACAACUUCCCAAAGAAAAGAAGGAAAGGAAGCCUCUUAAAGAAGAGAAAAAAUCUCCCAAACAAGAGAAAAAAGUUAAGAAACCUGAACCUGUCAAAGAAGAGAAGGAAGAGAAAAAACCUCUCAAAAAAGAGAAGGAACCUCUUAAAGAGGAGAAACAUGAGAUGGAACAUUUCAAAAAAGAGAAGGAAGAGGAGAAACAUCUUAAGAAAGAGAAGAAAGAGGACAAACCUCUCAAAAAAGAGAAGAAAGAGGAGAAACCUCUCAAAGAAGAAAAGGAGGAGAAAAAAACUCCCAAAAAAGAGAAACCUGAGAAGGAACAUCUCAGAAAAGAGAAGGAAGAGGAGAAACCUCUUAAGGAAGAGAAACCUGAGAAAGAGCAUCUCAAAAAAGAGAAGAAAGACAAGAAACCUCUUAAGGAAGAAAGGGAAGAGAAGAAACCUCUUAAGGAAGACAAACCUGAGAAGGAACAUCUCAAAAAAGAGAAGGAAGAGAAGAAACAUCUCAAAAAAGAGAAGGAAGAGGAGAAACCUCUUAAGGAAGAAAGGGAAGAGGAGAAACCAGUGAAAAAAGAGACAAAAGAGGAGAAACCUCUCAAAAAAGAGAAGGAAAAAGAGAAACAUCUUAAGGAAGACAAACCUGAGAAGAAACCUCUCAAAAAGGAGAAGGAAGAGAAGAAACUUCUUAAGGAAGAAAGGGAAGAGAAGAAACCAGAACAUCUCAAAAAAGAGAAGGAAGAGAAGAAAUCUCUUAAAGAAGAAAAAGAGGAGAAGAAACAUCUCAAAAAAGAGAAGGAAGAGGAGAAACCUCUUAAGGAAGAGAAACCUGAGAAGGAACAUCUCAAAAAAGAGAAGGAAGAGAAGAAACCUCUUAAAGAAGAAAAGGAAGAUAAGAAACCUCUUAAAAAAGAGAAGCAAGAGAAGAAACCUCUUAAGAAAGAGAAACCAGAGAAGAAACAUCUUAAAGAAGAAAAGGAAGAGAAGAAACCUCUCAAAAAGGAGAAGGAAGAGGAGAAACCUCUUAAGCAAGAGAAACCUGAGAAGGAACAUCUUAAAAAAGAGAAGGAAGAGAAGAAACCUCUUAAGGAAGAAAGGGAAGAGAAGAAACCAGUGAAAAAAGAGACAAAAGAGAUGAAACAUCUCAAAAAAGAGAAGGAAAAAGAGAAACAUCUUAAGGAAGACAAACCUGAGAAGGAACAUCUCAAAAAAGAGAAGGAAGAGAAGAAACCUCUUAAGGAAGAAAAGGAAGAGAAGAAACCUCUCAAAAAGGAGAAGGAAGAGAAGAAACCUGUUAAGGAAGAGAAACCUGAGACGGAACAUCUCAAAAAAGAGAAGGAAGAGAAGAAACCUCUUAAAGAAGAAAAGGAAGAGAAG
Messenger RNA from Pelmatolapia mariae (spotted tilapia), 1989 nucleotides. RefSeq names its product neurofilament heavy polypeptide-like. Lineage: Eukaryota; Metazoa; Chordata; Actinopteri; Cichliformes; Cichlidae. The annotation marks the transcript as partial. The transcript has 3 exons. The record is from RefSeq and is a predicted model, not a curated record.